GCCAGGCUUUUUGAGCUGCACUCUGAGCCGUAGGUAUGAUGGAGAGGGAAGCGGUAGCAAAAAUGGCGGCGUCCGCGGAUGGGCAGACAAAGUACGGGCAGUCGGUGAAGGGACUGCUCACCGAGAAGGUCAGCACGUGUGGCGCUGACGUCAUCGCCCUCACCAAACAAGUGCUGAAAGGGUCGCGCAGCUCCGAGCUUCUUGGCCAUGCUGCCAGAAAUAUGGUAAUGCAAGAAGAUUCCAUUUUGCAUUCAGAAGAUAGCCUCCGAAAAAUGGCGAUUAUAACAACACAUCUACAGUACCAGCAAGAAGCCAUACAGAAAAGUGUUGAACAGUCAUCAAACCUCCAGGACCAGUUGAGGCAUCUUUUGAAGUGAGAAGAAUCCAGGGAAGCUUGGUACAUUAAAUAAUGCUGCCUACCAUGGAUCCAAAGCUGCUUGUAUGUUGGUAUUUGACAGCUCCUGGGUAUGCUCCUUUGUGCCAGUGGAUUAUUAAUACUUGAACAUACCUAUAAUAUGUCU
Messenger RNA from Nanorana parkeri, 521 nucleotides. RefSeq names its product BLOC-1 related complex subunit 7 (gene BORCS7). Bases 36 to 377 code for a protein of 113 amino acids. Lineage: Eukaryota; Metazoa; Chordata; Amphibia; Anura; Dicroglossidae. The record is from RefSeq and is a predicted model, not a curated record. Gene Ontology annotation, cellular component: BORC complex. The transcript is spliced from 5 exons.